AGGGAUUGGCAGAGAGGGGUGGAGGACACUGAAUGGAGGCCAGUGGAGGGAUUGGCAGAGAGGGGGGGAGGACACUGAUGGAGGCCAGUGGAGGGAUUGGCAGAGAGGGGAGGAGGACACUGAAUGGAGGCCAGUGGAGGGAUUGGCAGAGAGGGGAGGAGGACACUGAAUGGAGGCCAGGUGAGGGAUUGGCAGAGAGGGGUGGAGGACACUGAAUGGAGGCCAGUGGAGGGAUUGGCAGAGAGGGAUGGAGGACACUGAGUGGAGGCCAGUGGAGGGGAGGGGCAGAGAGGGUGGAGGAGACUGAAGGGGGAGGUGAGGAGGAGACUGAAGGGGGAGGUGAGGAGGAGACUGAAGGGGCGAGGAGACUGAAGAGGCGAGGUGAGGAGGAGACUGAAGGGGCGAGGUGUGGAGGAGACUGGAGGGGCGAGGUGAGGAGGAGACUGAAGGGGCGAGGUGUGGAGGAGACUGAAGGGGAGAGGUGAGGAGGA
This is a messenger RNA of Staurois parvus, 491 nucleotides long. NCBI's taxonomy places the organism in Eukaryota, Metazoa, Chordata, Amphibia, Anura, Ranidae. The record is from the annotation of a GenBank genome assembly.